Molecule: messenger RNA, 1943 nt
Organism: Cephus cinctus (wheat stem sawfly)
Lineage: Eukaryota; Metazoa; Arthropoda; Insecta; Hymenoptera; Cephidae
Product: FGGY carbohydrate kinase domain-containing protein
Exons: 11
Coding region: 209-1840 (543 amino acids)
Biological process (GO): carbohydrate metabolic process
Molecular function (GO): kinase activity; phosphotransferase activity, alcohol group as acceptor
Source: RefSeq, a predicted model, not a curated record
AACGCUCAAUCCAUGUCAGAUAUUUGGUAUUGUGAAAAAUUAUUUUAUUAAAGUGCAAGAUAGGGUAGGAAAAUUGCACUUUAAACUUCACAACCGGAUCUCAAUCGUACUUUGUAUAUCUAAUUACGCUUCAACGGUUCAGUCAAGAGAGACAUGGCCUCUUAUAAGUAAAAAUUAAUUUAUUCAGACGAUCCUUUACUGAAGAAUCAUGAAUUAUUAUGUGGGCGUUGAUGUGGGUACGGGUAGCGCACGUGCGGGUUUGUUUUCUUCCGAUGGAAAACUAUACAAAAUAGCCGUUCAUCCCAUUGAAAUAUUCAAUCCUCAGGCUGGCUUUUACGAACAGUGUUCUGAAAAUAUUUGGAAUGCUGUAUGUCAUGUAGUAAAGAAAGUGGUUGAUGAAAUACCUAGUGAGAAUAUCAAGGGAAUUGGUUUCUGUGCUACCUGCUCCUUGGUUGCUUUGGAUGAAACUGGUUUACCAGUAACUGUAAGCCCAUCAGGGAAAGAUGAACAAAAUAUAAUAUUAUGGAUGGAUCAUAGAGCAGAAGCAGAAGCAAACUUUAUCAAUGAAACGCGGCACGAGAUGCUGCGUUGCGUAGGUGGUAAAAUAUCUUUGGAAAUGGAAACUCCGAAGAUGAUGUGGCUUAAAAAAAAUUUAACUGCCUCUUGGUCCAGAGCAAAAUUGCUUUUCGAUCUGCCUGACUUUUUGACUUGGCGUGCGACGAAUUCAGAAUCGAGAUCAUUGUGUUCCUUAGUAUGCAAAUGGAAUUACAAAGCUGGACCGGAUCCUAAAAGUAAUGGAUGGAAUCUUGAUUUUUUUGAGAGACUAGGUCUAUCGGAUCUCAGUGACGAUAAUUGGAAAAGAAUAGGUAUCGAUGUAAAGGCACCUGGUGAUCCAGUUGGUUCUGGACUAUCAAUUAAAGCUGCAAGGGAACUAAAUCUUCUACCUGGAACUGCAGUGGGUGCAUCAAUUAUUGAUGCUCAUGCUGGAGGACUUGGAAUGGUGGGUUGUUCUGCACCUGGUAUUUCGAGCGACCUCACUAAUAGACUAGGAUUAAUCUGUGGAACUUCCACAUGUCACAUGGUGGUUAGUGCGAAAGAAAUAUUUGUCGACGGUGUAUGGGGUCCAUAUUACAGUGCAAUGGUUCCUGGCUUCUGGCUUAACGAAGGAGGUCAAAGCGCGACAGGGAAAUUACUGGAUCACAUUAUAGACACGCACCCUGCUACUCAGUCCAUACGUAACAAAAUUGACAAGAAAACUCACGUACAAGGAUAUCUGUCCCAAUUGCUAGAAGCAAUGGCAAAGAAGAAAAAUCUAUCAGACGUUGCUGUUUUAACAAAAAAUUUACAUGUUUGGCCAGACUUUCAUGGCAAUCGAUCCCCACUGGCUGAACCCAGCCUUCAAGGAAUGAUUUCUGGACUCUCUUUAUCAACCGAUGAAGAAAAUCUAGCAACCCUGUACUUGGCUACGGUACAGGCAUUAACAUAUGGCACUAAACAUAUUCUGGAAGUACUUACCACAGCUGGUCAUGAAAUCAAUACUAUUCUUAUAUGUGGUGGUCUCAGCCAAAAUCCAUUAUUCGUGCAGACACAGGCUGAUGUCCUUGGAUUGCCUGUCCUUCUGCCCCAUCAACGAGAAUCUGUCCUGGUUGGUUCAGCCAUUCUUGGUGCCUGUGCUGCUGGUGCAUUUCCUUCGAUGCAUGAUGCAAUUCAGUCAAUGAAUGGUGCUGCGACUGUUGUGACUCCUAGAAAAUUAUUAUAUGAACACCAUGAGAGGAAGUACAAGGUUUUUAAAAAAAUGGUACAGGACCAAAAGGAAUAUGAAAAAUUGAUGAGCAACUAAGUUUAACUGUUUUUUAUCUGUGAAAUACCCAUCGAAAUUUCGCGUUUUUUUAUUCCAAUAUAAAUGUAAUAAAUGUAUAAAAUACAUAUCAAUUUCCAAUGAA